Messenger RNA from Otolemur garnettii (small-eared galago), 1186 nucleotides. It is a transcript of the gene RAB13, whose product is annotated as RAB13, member RAS oncogene family. Gene Ontology annotation, molecular function: GTP binding; GTPase activity. The coding region runs from base 101 to 769 and encodes 222 amino acids. Gene Ontology annotation, cellular component: plasma membrane; endosome; trans-Golgi network transport vesicle. Lineage: Eukaryota; Metazoa; Chordata; Mammalia; Primates; Galagidae. Gene Ontology annotation, biological process: protein localization to plasma membrane; cellular response to insulin stimulus; regulation of exocytosis. The record is from RefSeq and is a predicted model, not a curated record. The transcript has 9 exons.
CUGGGCGGGCAGAGCGAGGAAAGCUCCUUCCUGGCCCGGGCUCUCUCGGCCAAAGCUCCAAUCCUGCCUCACCUCAACCCCGGCUCCCCCAGUGUCCGCCAUGGCCAAAGCCUACGACCACCUCUUCAAGUUACUGCUGAUCGGUGACUCCGGGGUGGGCAAGACUUGUCUGAUCAUUCGCUUUGCAGAAGACAACUUCAACAAUACGUACAUCUCCACCAUCGAUUCACCCACCCCCAUACAUGUCUGGAUGGUACCCAAAGCUUUAACCUCUCUAAAGCCUCCAGGAAUUGAUUUCAAGAUCCGCACUGUGAAUAUAGAGGGGAAGAAGAUCAAACUGCAAGUCUGGGACACAGCUGGGCAAGAGCGUUUCAAGACGAUAACUACUGCCUAUUACCGAGGAGCCAUGGGCAUUAUCCUAGUGUAUGACAUCACAGAUGAGAAGUCUUUUGAGAAUAUUCAGAACUGGAUGAAAAGCAUCAAAGAGCAUGCCUCAGCUGGGGUGGAGCGCCUCUUGCUGGGAAACAAGUGUGACAUGGAGGCCAAGAGGAGAGUGCAGAAAGAGCAGGCUGAUAAGUUGGCUCAAGAGCACGGAAUCCGAUUUUUUGAGACAAGUGCUAAAUCCAGUGUGAAUGUGGCUGAGGCUUUUAGUUCCCUGGCCCGGGACAUCUUGCUGAAGUCAGGAAGCCGGAGACGAGGAAAUGACAACAAGCCACCCAGCACUGACCUGAAACCCUGUGACAAGAACACCAAGUGCUCUCUCAGCUGAGGACCCUUUCUUGCCUCCCCACCCUAAACCUGGAAGCUGAACAUGAGGGAGGCAAGGCUGAGGGGGUUGGUGGGAUAGACAGGUAGAUGAUAAGGAGAAUGAGGAGAAAAUGGAGAAGACAAAAAGGGAAAGUAGGAAUGAAGGAAAGAAGCAGAGAGAAGGGAAGGGAAAGAGUUGAGGAAGUGAAAGAAAGGGAUAGGAAGAGAAAGAGGAGGAAAGGUAAGGAUAGAAGGCCUUAGGCCUCAGACCUUCCCUGGGUUUUCAGGGCAAACAAAAAUAUAAAUUCAUUGAUUUAGCCCAUAACUAGAUCAGGUUAUAAUUUCCUGUGAAAGGCUGACUCAGCAUCCCUUUCUGAAGGUUUGGGUCUAUUCUGUAACUCUGUAUGGUCUUUCUUGGUAUUAAAGACCAUCAAUUGUA